Messenger RNA from Lodderomyces margitis, 783 nucleotides. It is a transcript of the gene SYN8, whose product is annotated as syntaxin. The record is from RefSeq and is a predicted model, not a curated record. Gene Ontology annotation, biological process: vesicle fusion; intracellular protein transport. Gene Ontology annotation, molecular function: SNAP receptor activity; SNARE binding. Gene Ontology annotation, cellular component: endomembrane system; SNARE complex. Bases 1 to 783 code for a protein of 260 amino acids. The transcript has a single exon. NCBI's taxonomy places the organism in Eukaryota, Fungi, Ascomycota, Pichiomycetes, Serinales, Debaryomycetaceae.
AUGCCACUAAGCAGGAAAGAAGUCAAAUCUUUAUUUUACAAGAUAGAGGUUUCUAUUGAGGAAAUCGAGGAAACCGUAGAGGAGAGAUCUAAGUUGCAUGAACUCGAUCUACAACCUUCUGCGAAUGAUAAUGCCGAGUUGAAUAAUCUAGUUCACAAGACUAUUGAGAACUUCGAGCUAGUACAGGCAGAAAUAGAAACCCACUACAAAGAUAACGACUUGUAUGAUCAACUUAAAGAUCUCGCUGAUAGAUAUGCGGAUAUAUACCAGGCUAUUCAAAACGAUAGUAAUAUAGAUGCAUCAGAGUUCCACUACGAAAUUCCUAAAUCUUCCAAAACGGCUCCUGCAAAGGCAGUUAGAUUCAAAGACGUUCCUAAUGAAGCAGAUACUUCUGAAAUGAUGGGGACUCAACCAUUCCAACCGUAUAGAGAUGACCCAGAUGAAGCCGUGCAAGAAGAAGAGGAGGAAGAAGACUCAAGGACUAAUCAUCAAAUGUUUGCUGCACAUCAACAGACAAUGAUGCGACAAGACCAGGAUUUGGAUUACUUACAUCAGCUGAUUAGCAGGCAACAUAUGAUGGGGAAGGAUAUUGACCAAGAGUUGGAUGAUCAGUUGAUAAUUUUAAACGAUUUAGAGCAAGGUGUUGACAACUCCAGCUUAAGAAUACAACGAGCCACAACGAGAUUGAAUGAUUUUAGGCGAAUGGCAAGAGAAAAUGGCAGUCUAACAACAAUCAUAAUUCUAACUAUCAUUUUGAUUCUUUUAUUAGUUGUACUUAAUUAG